AUGAGUGACGAACAAAAUGCUCCAGAAAGUGAUGAAGAGACUCCAUCACCUAGUAGUGAUAUGCCAUUAACCAACCAACCAACUAAUGAACCAGUGAUGACACAGCCUUUAAGUAGAGCUGAACAACCAUUGGAUUCUGAAGAUGAAGAGGAAAAAAAGAGGCGCGAUAAUGCAGACUGCUGCUUUGAUCCAUGGUUGUCUGAUGAUGUUGAUAUCUUCUUCCUAUGUCGGUGUAUUGCUGAAUGUUGUGUGGGAAUAGGUGAGUGUACUGAAGGUUGUUGUGAGGGCUGUGCAGAGUGUAUUGCAUCUUGUUGCGAAUCAGGUACGGCCGAUGCAGUUUCUGAUAACAAUGAAUGUGAUUGCAACUGUUUUGAUUGA
Molecule: messenger RNA, 378 nt
Organism: Leptosia nina
Lineage: Eukaryota; Metazoa; Arthropoda; Insecta; Lepidoptera; Pieridae
Source: the annotation of a GenBank genome assembly